UAUACAAAUAACUUUUAACUCUGGGUGAUUUUGCGAGGCUUGUCUUUAGCAUGCAAGGGGUGAUGUUCAUUAACAUGGGGGAGGGGCGAGGAUUCCAAGGCAAAUAAAGUUGUGGAUGUCUAACCCUUGACUUUGUUUAGUCACGGUGUGUGCCCUGAUCAGUGUACCUGUGAUGGUUUGACAUGUACUUAUUCUCACUAAUCAGAUUUAAAGAAUAUGAAUUUGCAAACAAAACACAGGCUGCCACUUAUUAAAUCUUAAUGAAAUGUCUACAACUUGGUUCAACACUUGAAACCAUUGCACAGUAAAAAUAAACAAAUAAUCCUAAACUAUUGAACUCUGUCUUACUCCAGCUCAUUCCCGAGUGGAAUAAUCUUCAAUUUAACUCUUAAAGUUUCUAUGUAUUAGAUUCUCUUUUUCACGGCAGCUGGGUUAAACCUUGUCAUAAACUAGAAACUGAAAACCUUAAAUGUUCAAUUAUUAAUGACUGAAACUCUUUAAACAUAAAAUUUUUAAACCUAACCGCAUGUUUUCAUUACCCUGUUAGCUCUAUCACAAACCUCAUAACACAGUAGUGGGGUUUAACAAGUUUUGAAGACACUACUCUCUUGAAUUAUUGGCACGUUUUGCUCCUCGACAUGGGGGAUUUCCCUCUGAAUGGUUUGGGCGACUUCACUGGCAAGGCCAUGGCUGGUGACUUGGAUGACGGUCUCUUCUACGGAACAGCUACAGCACAGAAUCAGCCCCUGGAUAACCAACUCCUCAACCAGAACAGUAAUAGACCUUUUCUUCUGACAUUUUAAUCUUGGUUAAUUCCAUCUUAGGUUCUCAGUAUUAGCCGUGAAACAUGUUAAAGUCUUCUUUAAAUAAACGUGUUGCAUUUAACAUUGUUAACCUAAAUAAAUUCAAAACAACUCAUUGCUACUAUAACUAAUGGCAGGGCUGUUUUGUUUUGGUUCUGUCAAAACAUGUCUUCAGAGACAAGAUUAUUUUAAAAUACAAUUUGGUUUUUCUUUAACCUUUGAUAAAGCCUUGAAGAAACUAACUUUCAAGUUUGCAAAUAUUUAGUUUUGAAACAAAAUGUUUGAUGCAAGACAACCAAUAGUCACCUUAAAAUUGAUGCAGGAGUUGACUCAGCAAGGGUUUCAAUUAUAAGUGAAUGAAAUCAGUGGUGUAUUGGUUUACCGACACCAGCUGACUGAACUUGUACCUUGUAGACAAAGUGUAAAUGAGAUACAACAGAUAUCCUGUGCACUAAAUGGAGUUUGACAAUUUUAAAAGGUGUGGGGUUGUAAAAUGUAAUUAAGCCUAUUCCUGUGUCAUUGUGACACAAUUAACAUUGGUAAUCAUUAAGCCAGAGUCUGAAGUUAAUUUGAAAUCUGCUUCUUUCAGUUCUGUUUUAACUUAAUUCCUAAACGUCAAAUUAUAUUAUUUAGUCAAAUAAUGUUUAUUAAAUUUAUUAUUAGAAUUAGUGUUUUCCUGUAGUUCACCAAAAUCAGACACGUGAAUACUGUGAAGUGGAAGAGCAGUAUCCCCAUGAGGUUUUUUCUUUGGUUAUGGGUUUGAAGAGAAACUAUACGCUUGGUUAGGUCAAGAGAUAGGAGAGUGUUGAGCUUCAAGUAGGUGCAAAGGGUUUCCCUUUCUGCCAAAUGAUCAAGCUCACUAGGAAGCUUUCUUCAAUUGCUAUGGAUAGGUCUCCUUUGGGAGUGUGAAUAGACGUCAGUGGGACAAUGCCAUUAUUCUGUUAAUUAUGCCAUGCUUUUCAAUAAAGUACAUGUAGGUUGAAAACUAAAGAAAAGUGUUGAAGGUGGACAAAAGACAAUGGCCUUGCUUGUGGCUUGUGAAUAAUUUAAAAAGAGUGGUUAACAAAAGCCAUGUGUUGUUUUUUGUGGUUAUCCUUUAAUUUGGCCCUGUUUAAAUGCAAGACUGGAGUGCAGCUUUCUCAGCAAAGUUGCUAAGCUGCAUUUAAUGCAGUUGCAUUUUUAGUUUUGGCUUCUAUUAGUUUUCAUCCACAUGUUAGUCUGGCUUUGUUUGCAUGUUAUUUCAUGGUUUGUGAACUCUAAGAAUUUGAUGCAAAUUUUCACAGACUAUGACAAGGUGAAUGAAGGUGUAAGUGGUGUAAAGAACAGUCUUAAAAGUCCAUAUUGGCCACAUAAAUCUGGAAUAUUUGUAGUUUCCUGGUGAAAUGUAAAAGCUGUAUAAGCUAAUGCAAGUACAGAGCAAUAUGAGCUUAAACUAGCAAUCACAAAAUAAUCAUUGCUAGGAACAAUGCUCCUGACAGUUAUCUCUGUGCGUUGUUCUGUAACUUGCUUUUAAUUUUACUUAAUGUUUGAGUUGAUUUUUCAAAGCCAAACAUUAACAACUUUUAUCAACAUGUAUUUGUUUAAGUUUUUCAGCAGCUUUGCUUUGUUAAAUUGGUGGAGUGCAUAUGAUAUUUUAAUUGCACCACACAAUGAGUUGCUUUGUAUUAGAGCAAGUUUAAUCUACAUGCACGUAAUUAUCUUAUUUCUCAAAGUAAAGUGUUGUUUAUAGAAAAACGAAAUAAUGUUUGUGAUUAGUUUAGCUGUUGUUUAACAUUCUUUCUGUAAUUGAAGGUAAAUAUGAGUUAAUUGGGCUAAUAUUAUCUUGCUGGUUCAUGCAUUUUAUUGCUGCUAAUUGCUGUUGAGUAAUUAUGUGCAUAGUUCUUGGUCUUCCGUUUCAAAUGACAAAGAUGGAGAAAUAGAGAUAAUCAAUGCAAUGAUGACUCAUUUAGCUCAUUCAUUCCCAAGUAACCAAAACAGAGUUCAUAAAACCACCUCAAUUUGCCUUAUGUAAAAUUUCAAAAUCAUAUACAGUGGUAUAGUUCCAUAUGAAAGAACUGUGCAUAAGUUUUAUUCUUGUAAGAAUAGAUGCAUUAAAGAAUUCGGCCUGAGACUCUAGCAUUAAUCAAAACUGAAUUUCAUGUCAUGAUCAAUGAAUGACUCUGGGACACAAUUCAGAUGCAGGUUAUCAAUGUGCUUAGUUUUAAACAAUAAUUCUUAAUUACGAGUGGAUACUUGAAAUCUGUUGACUAAAAGCAUUGUUUUUGCUUAUCUGUUGACUGUUCCAUUUUACAGUACUUUAAGUAAAUAUUGAGUGUGAAUGUUUUGGAUCAUGAAAUGCAAAUUGAAAGCUACAAUGUUUUUUUAGGUGCUGGUAUGAGCCUGAGCAUGGAGCGGCAUAUUCAACAAACAAAUGAGAGACUACAGUGCAUAAAACAGCACCUUUCCACACCCCAGGGGUUUCAGACCUCAGCAAGGGAACUGCUUGAGUGGUGUGGAGAUGUACGAGCCUUCCAGCGAGCUUUUGAAAGCAACUUAAUGGGAUGUCUUACAGUACGUAUCAAAAUGUUCUAGAAAUUAAAGUUUGGUUAGUCUGAAGUACUUAGAAGUAUGUGUUGCACAUUUGCUCAGUAUGUGUCUCGCCCUGUAUAUGUAAGUACAAAAAUGGGAAGGUAAUGGGAGGAGUGGGAUGGGAGAUGACGGAUGCAAAAGUUGUAUCCCUUUAUGUCCCCUCUCCCAGUCCCCAUUUUCUUUUUUCCCCAAUCCUUGCUAACACCUGCUGUGAAGCAAAGGGGGUUAAUGAAUUGAAGGUGCGAUCCUCAUGUUCAAUUCUUUCCUUGGUUGCACACUGAAUGACAUUUUCUCAGAGAGGGACACCUGUCCAUCUCCACAUGAAGCUGUGCAGCAUCAGAGGUGCUCUGUGCUUUCCACUUUAGUCUUGUGCUUUUUUUUUUUAAAUUCUUCUACUUCAAAUUUUAUGGAGAACCCAGCUGGUGAUGGUGAUAUCAAGUUCUUGCUUUGAUGCAACAGCAUUCACAGGAAAAGUUGAAAGGAUAACCUGGCAAUUUAUCAGCAUGUCAUUUCUAUUCUUUUCAUGACAAAUACGGUAGAGACAAACAAGUGUUCAUGGCCAGUCUGAAAAUGUGAAUGAUUUAUUGUUGUGGCUAUGUCUUCUCAGGUUGUGAGCCAAGUUGCAGCAAAUCCUGGUUAUGAUUUGGAUUUAGGUUAGUUUACCAUGUCUCUCAUUUGUUAUUUACCAACAUCACAGUUUCCUGCAUACCAGUAGUAUAUGUCUCUGCACCCUUUGUCAGUAGUAUUGUACUUAUUAAAUACUUUUCUUGAAAAUUUAAUAAUUUACAGACUGAAAUACUGUGAGUAUUAUUCUAAGGACUGAAAUUUUUUUAAAUGAAAUUAUAGUAUUUAUACCUUUAAGGCUGCAAAUUUGGUUAAUUUUAGAGAAAUUGGCGUGAAUUGUUGCAUCAUAAAGUUGCUUUCAAAAACUGAGUCUCAAAGCGCAACAUGUACUAGACCAGUUGUCUGCCUUGAUGUAUAUCUACCUGCAGCUUGUGCAAGUCUACUGGACUUGCGGGUUCUUCUUGAAAAGUGUUGUUGAAAGUAAAUUUUUGUUAAUUUUUUAGGAUAUAGACUGUUGGCAGUUUGUGCUGCUCACAGGGACAAGUUUACAACGAAAUCAGCAAGUAAGUUUGGAUUUUUUUAAAUACCUAUUGGUGUAUUCCUCAUGAGGUUAAUUAGAUGAAUGGGUCAUCCAUGUCUACUUCUGUCUCAAAGUGAUGCAUGCUACUUUCCUUAACAUUUGGUAUUUUGUUGGCAAUGAGCGGUUCACACAUGUGUUACCAGCAAUGUCUUUUCAAAAACGUCGUAUUCUAUGACGUUGGUGAGAAAACUGAGUUUGAAAUAAAGUGAAUCAGGGCCAUGAAAAGGUCUCCUGUGUUAAACAGGGUAAUGAAGUGAUCAAUUGUCUUAAACAGGGUCAGGGUUUGAAGGAGUCAUUGGUACACUCCCACCCCCCCUCUGGAGAGAGCUUUACACCCGCAUGAAUUGGCUGUUAGGAGACAGCAGUCUGAAAGGAACUUACAGUUAUGUUUACACAAGUCAAAAGAGAGUAUUAUAUCAAAAAAAUUAAGUGUUCGGCGGUCCAAUUAGAGCUUUUGGUCUUGAAAAGAAAUUUCCUUGUUGACUUCUAAUGCUGAAUCUGCUUGGCCAACCCAUGUGUAAAAUAUGCAAUUUCAACCACAAUUUCUGAGGAGCCUUUACUUUCAGGUAGACAGCACCCAAGUGUGGCCAAAAAAAUUAAUGAGCAUACAUUUUUGAAUAUGUAAAUUUUUUUGCAUUUAAGAAAAACUUUAGCUGCUUUGUUAGUGAGAAAUAUUGCUGUUGGAAGCAUGCUUUGUGUAAUCAUCAUUUCUUUGUGUUGUAUUCAAAAAUGAACUAUGAGGCAUGCGGACAGGGUAGAGUGAAUGGCCAUCAAAUAUUCUCCAAGUGCCAUCACAUGAGCGCUUUAAUUGAUCAGUGGGGUAACAAACAUGUUCAAUACUGCACAUUGAUAACCCUCUAAAUGCCAGUAAUAUUUAUUGUGUAUGAACUUUUUUUUGUUUUUUGUUUGAUUUUGAAUGGAUCAAAGUGUAUGUUUUUCUCAAAAAAACUAUUCAAAUGAGCUCUCAAUUAACCAGCAAUGACAUUAUUUAUAUUUUUUCUUCUGUGAACACUUGAAUCUAAUAUUGCACUUAUAUUGGGCUUUUGAUAUUCACAGCUAUGUUAGGAGUCUGGUGUGAAGAUCUUGGUAGACUUUUGUUGUUGCGACACCAGAAGCAAAGGAAUGAUACACAGAAGACAGGGGGAUACCCCACAGGGCCAGCUAACAAGCUAACACAAAUGAAUCAAAUGAACCAAGUCAACCCGUUAAAUCAGCUUCCCAACAAGUAAGUCAAUGGUUUCAUGACUCUUCUCAUACAUGCUAAUUGUAGCUUGUAUUAGAUGAAGGUUGUGUUAAUAUUUCCACAUCAUUUGAAUCGCUUUUGUGUUCCAUUACCUUUCUUAGUAUUAUAAUUAUAGGACUAAUCUUAACAACUAUCAUUUUGAUGAUUCAAGGAACUACACUGUACACGUAUACACAAGCUUUCUCUAAAUUAAUAAAUAGUUGCUUUCUACUUCUAACAGUUUAGCGUAUUAUGCAUAAAGCUGAUUAAUGGCCUGGGUUUUGUAGCUUGGCUAUCAAACUCAAAAGAGUUGAUGUGAAGUGCAUUGAUGUUCUUAUGAACAUUAUGUUAAAUAGAGUCAGUUACAACUUUCUGAAAGGUGCCCAGUGUAAAAUUUAAUAUGUACAGUCUUGUAGCUGUAUUUCUGGGAAACAACAUGCAAGUUUCCUGUUUCUCGAGAAGAUUAUAGAUUUUGCUCAUUACCCAACUUAUGUUAAACUAAGAAUACCAUCUUAUAGCUUUCAUACAUUUUUAAUAGUCUAAUGCAUUUAGAUAAUUGUUUGUUAGGGUAUUGUGAAGUUGGAAAGAUUGCUGUUUUCUCAUAAAACUUUCUUACUCGUGGACAUGUGUAGUUAUUUAUAUAGGUUGACAAUAAAAUUAUUUCGCUUUUGUAGUUAAUUCAGUUUAAUUUGCUGAAGGUCGUGCAGAAUCUAACAGCACUGAAAUUAUUGUGUUGUUUUGUUGGCACCUUACUUUAUGAUCACAUAUUGAUACUUUGAAUAUGUCUCUUGUUUGCUCAUAUCAUGCUCAUCAAGAUUUGCAAAGUUAAUUCUAUAGCAUGAUGACUGUUCAUUGAUUCUGACGUCAACAAAGUAUUGUAGCAACUCUUUACUAUUUAUUUUAGCUACCAGGAUGGUAUUUAACUUACCCUGUGGCUUUUAUGACGUUUAAUUCACCUCUGGGCAGAUGUUGUUGUUAAUAUUGAACAAUAUGAUGCUGUAAUUUAAAGAUUCAUUUUUAUCAUGUGAUGGGCGGAAUACCUUAAUUGCCACAGUAAUUUCACAACGGGCAAAAAAUGAAUAUUCUCCACACUGCUUUACAUGACAUUUUAAAAUGUAAUUAGAUUUUUAAAUGGAUUAUGUAGAAACUUUUGCUGUGAAACCUGUGUAAUAUUGGUGUAACAUAUUUUUUCAUUCAACUCUUAAUGUACCUUAACAUAGUGUUCCAAUAUUCUUAGAAAAUAUUUGUUAGACUCAUUUCUCUGUGUCUUAGUUGUGUUAUAAAUCUUGGAUGCGUUGUGGUGAAGGUCAUUUUUUUUUCUUCUAAUAAUCUGCCUAUAAUUUUGUGGCUCCAUACUAUUACAUGUACAAUGUUGAAGGUGCAUUUUCCACAGAGGUAUGGUAGAAGUUCUUUGGGUACUAAUGCUAUCAAACUAAUUCGCUCGUGUUCAACUCUGAUAACUUGUUUUCAAUGAAAAAAAUUGAUAUAACUGUUAGUAAGUGUUACACGUAUUGAAGGCUUUUUUCCCAUCAUUAACUGAAGCAGGGGACAUUUCCAUUGGUUUGAUUUAUCUAUUUUUUUAAGCUCAAAAUAUACCAGAUUUAAUUUUGCCUUUGCAUACAGCCUGUUAGCAUCUAAAGGCUAGUUGUUCUGGCAUUUGUUAGCAUUAUUGCAGCACCUGUUUUGUGUAUUCUUCUUUACACAUUUAAUAACAUUUAAUGUUAUAUUUUUCACAAGAUUUACAGGCCAGAGAAGAGUUGUAAAUAUUAUUAAAAUACUGAUAAUUCAGGAGUUGCUCAAUUUCUUUAUGUGAUGUAAAAGACCAGUUACCGUUACCCAUAACAUAGUUCCAAAAUACACUGUGAUAUUUGUUUUAAGUGGUAGUAAUUAGGAGUUCAGCCACUUACCUUCUGAACACUCUGUUAUAUUCUAUUAAUGUUAUCAUCAGUCAGGAAGUUUUGACUUUUUGGCUCUUAGGUUGAGGGGAAUAUGACAAAAGAAAUGAAUUAUUCAUCCCUAAGUCUCAGUUUGAAUGUUUUUGUUUCACACCCUUUAUCCUUGGAGCCCAAUUAAGAAUUGAAUUAACUUGAAACUGGCCUAUUUGAAUGAUUAGGGUAUGAUCAGAUACUAGCCUUUCUUGUCCAUGUAUGAUGAAUUCCUUUAAAAUAAUAUAGAUUAUCAGUGAAGUGUUUGUUUGGGCUGUUUAUUGUUCCAUGGGAGCUUUCAAUUAUUCUAAUUUUUCCAUUUUUAAACCUUAAGUUGUGGAAAAAAUGAAGAAAGCAUUUAAAUUACCUUGAUUUCCAACAUCUCCCUGCAGAAAGGAACGAAUAGUUAAGUAGUUAUUGGAAGAGAGGCUAUUUUCCCUCAGCCAGGGUUUUCAAUAAGAGCCGGUGGCUGGCUAAAUUCGCCGGCUAUUUCAUGUAACGCGCCGCCUACUUUCCUUUGGAUAUUACCCCAGUUUAAAUAGAGUAUUCAUGUGCUGUCACUGAAUAAAAAAAAAAAAAUUAAUGAUGUCUGUGUUCUGUUCAAACACUCAAAUUUUUGCUCUAGAAUGCUGAAAAUGCAUUCUAAGAGGUCCAGAUGUCAAAUUUUUUUCAGAAACUGGUGCUAAGUUGCGCCUUUGCCACAGGGUUUUUCCUUCUCCACCUUUUCCAAAGCUUUUGCCACCUAUGUAAAAUCUUAUUGAAAACCCAGGUAAGCUAUAAUUAUGUCACCAACAAGUUAAAUUAAGUUUCACCAUCAUCUUCAUCAUAGUUUAGGAAAUUUUGGAGGUGCAAGGAAAUGUCAUUUGAUGUGAUCACCUUUUAGCAUAAUGCUGGAGGGAUGUUCCUUUAUUUUAACCUAAACUGGGACCUUGUGUUUCAUUUGGAUGCAUGCUUGUGUAGGAAUGUAAAGCUGCAUGUCUUAUCACAGUGCCCUGUUUAACAGUAGUUUUUGAUUUGUCAAAGGAAGGGCAUUUAUUGAUUCUAAGAUUAUGAUGUUUAUUUUAACUUCAUAGAAUAGUCUUUUAAACAGUUACCAACAUUAAUAAACACACUGAAAUUAUAACAAAAGGCUCAAGGUACAAAUAAUGUCGUGGAAUUAACAGGACUUUAUAUUACAUUUUGCAUGCCUCAAAGUUUAAUGUGGCAGUGAAAAGAACUUUUAGUAAUGUAAUUGGCAUAAUGCAUAAAUGUGCACAGCUUUAAGUGCUGUAGAUAACAUGCACAUGUUAAUUGCAGUAGCUAUAGCUGUGAUCAUGUCUUUUUGGACAUUAUUUUUAGAAACAUUUACAAAACCAUGUUUGACUAUUUUCAGUGAUGCAUCAACUGUCAUGUGGCCACAGACCACUCAAGGCCAUGGUCAGCAACAGCCUUCCGUAUCAGUUGUGACAACAGUAUGGGGCGUCACAUCUUCCAUGACAAAUGGAACAGCAAACAUAACACAUGAUCCAAAUAAUCCUGGAAUACCUACAACAAAUACUGUUAACUCUGUGGGACAUCCUUAUCUCUCAACGUCAGCAAAUCCAAAACAAUAUGCUCAACCAGGUGAAUGAAACUCUGUUCAACUGUCUAUUGUUUAUAGUUUUUGUGCACACACCCUUAUCAAGGAGUUUGUCACAAGUUACUUACAAGGCUUAAGACUUAGAGUUGCGGUUAACAUGAUGGCAUGCAAAAUUGGGGUUUAUUCUGGAGUGCAGCAUUGCAGUAUUUCUGCGAUUACGAAAAUACAGUCACAAGAAAUUUAUGUAAGUGAGAUGAAUAAAUUGCUGAAAUGGCUGGCACAAAAAUCGGUAAAUACUUUUAGAUAUGUAGAUCUACGUAGAAAAAGUGAGAAUGAGUAUUGUGAUCACAUCUUUCAAAUUGUGAUGUAGAGAUCCUUAAAAAUUUAGUAGUGCAACUGAAGGCAAAUUUACAAGUUGCUUGCUUUGGAAAUAACCCAAUUUUUGUAGAUGCAGUUAUCAGAACUUACUGAAAUCUAAUUAAUUGAAGCAACAGUUGAAGUAAUGGAAUUAAAUGAAAAUAAUAAAAACAAUAAAUGGAUAAAAGAGUGUGUAGAUCAAAGAGGGCAGAAUGGUUUCAUUAAGAUCCUUUGUCUUUCAAAGGUCAGUUGACUUCGAAAUGAUUGUCCAGAUGUCUUAACGUACUUGGCUCACAGAUGCCAAGCAUCCAUAUGUAUUUUGCCAUGGUAAACAGGGAAUCAAAUCAGCAUACUUUCAUUUACAAACAAGUAAACAAAAUGAUGUUUUUUUUUUCUCUAGGGGGAUAUCCUUCAAGACCAGGAAGCAGGCUUCCACAAGAAACAACGCCCACAGCAGCUCAAUACUUCCAGCGGCAACACAGUUACCCUGCUGGUGCAGGCUCCACACCGAGUGUACCCCCGGGAAGUAGCCACUACUAUAACCAGCAGAGUUCAGUCCCUCCUAAUGCAUCCCCAUUCCCACAAGCAGCAGCCAAUCCUGCAGCAGCUGCAGCUGCGGCAGCAGUUGCAGCAGCUGCUGCUACAGCAACUGCAACUGCUACUGCAACAGCCACUGCUGCUCUUCAAGAUCAGCAGCAAAUGGGUAUGUUUUUAAAGUUUAUUCUGACUUUUGAAUCUCUCUUUUGCAGGUUGGAGGUUUUCUUCUUUAGUGGUAGUUUCUUGUUGUUGGAGAUGGGUGCAAUCACCAAAUGACGCAAUACAAAAGAUUCAAAACAUACCGAGCAAUACCCAGCAAACACCAAGAAACACCCUCAUUGAUGGGCUUGCUCUUGAAAGGUGUUUGGUAAAACAAAGGGCUACGUUAUGUGCUCCCUAAACUGUUUUAUCUGUCAAGAUUGAGAGAAUUUUUUUUCUAUUUCUUUCUCCAGGGGAGUAUGGAUUCUCGCAAGGACAAAACCAGUAUCCUCCAAACCAAGCUAAUCACCCGCAGCAUCCGCCACCCCCUUAUCAACGCAGCAAUAGCUUCCCUCAGUAUCAGCAACCCUUCACACAACAGCAGCAACCUGGAGCUCAGCAGGGAAUGCAGAAAGCUGCACCUGGAAUGACGCGGGCACAAUACAUGCAGGAGAUGAUGAUGAGAAGGCAGCAGCAGCAACAGCAACAUAUGCAACAGCAGCAACAACAGCAGCAAAUGCAGCAGCAUUAUAAAGGACAGUAUCCUGGGCAGUAUGGGGUAAGGCACAGUGCAAGAUUUUGUUAUUAAAUGUUUUCAUGGUGAAGGUUGCUUAGCACCAGUAGUGACAUUCUUUUAUUACUUGAACAAAAACAGCGUCACCUACAGAUAUUGAAUAUUGGGAUGUGUAAUUGUGAAACUUCUGUUAUCAUUGUGCAGUCGCUUGUUUGCACGUGACGUCACGGUGGCCAUGUUGGUAGUCGAGAACAAAAGCAUUUCUCUCCUCUUGGAACUAAACUCUAUUUCCAUGUAAAUUUUUGAGAAAAAAGUCCAUUGCAUUGACCCCCAACAUGGCCGCCUUGUCACGUGGUUGCAAACCAAGAGUACGCUACAGUUGUUUUCACCUCUUUUAGCCAUGGAGUGAUCAGCAUCAAGGUUCUCCCUCUGAUAUAAAUUCUUAAUAGAGCAAAUGGGUGACAAGGAGUAGGAAUGUGAUCACACAAGAUAAAUCUGGCUUCUCCCUUCUACCUCAAAAGGAAACAUAUAGGGAAAACAAAUGAGAAAUUGAAUUUUGAAGCGAGGGUUUACAAGGUUAAUCAACUGAGCAGUCCUUCCAACCUGAUGCCGAAAUUAACAAAAAUUCCAAAUUUCAUUUUGUAAAAUGCUCAAAAACAUUUUAACCAAUAAAAGUAUGCCAGAGACAUUUCAUUUGAAUGGCCACACUCAUUGUACUUAAUUCACAGUCUCAAAAGUUAUAAGAACUAUUAUAAGACUCCACCAGUCACUCUGUGGGAGUGAAGGGGUUAAUGCCUAUCAAUUUUUUAGCUGUAGAUUUUAGUCACAGGAAUUUAAUUACAUUUUUGCGAGGUGAUUAAUGGUUUCUUCACUUGCUGUUUUGCAGCAGGGUGGCUAUCAGGUGCCAUCUUCAUAUCAAGCACAGGGAGGUUAUCAACAACAAGGGGGACCUCCUCCUCCUUACACACCAAGUGUGAGCCCCAUGUCGCAGAUAAACCAGCAGAUGGGACAGAUGAUGCAGCCAAACUCCAUGAACCAGCCAGUUCCGGCGCAAAUGAACCAAACAGUGGGUCCACAGAUGGGUCAGAUGACACCCAUGGGACCAGUAAACCAGAUGUCACAGAUGAACCCUAUGGGACAGAUGCCUCAAAUGUCUCAGGUCUCGCAGAUGUCAUCAAUGAACCCAAUGUCCCCGGCAGGAAUGUAUGGAUCUCAUAUGUCCCAAGCUAGGGCAGGUUCAAUGUCGAGAAGACGAAAAAGCCAACUUCAGUACCAAAGCUCUCCCAUGGCAAAUGCCCUAUCUCCUCCACUCACCCCUGUAGCGACGCCCAGCACUUACAUGAGCAUUAGUGACAUCAGUGGUAAUCCUUCUAACUGUUAUGAUAUUAAACCCCAAAUUGUUCCCAACACUGCAUCGCCCCAGAGCUAUGAGGACAUCAAGCCUCCUAGAUUAAAUAGUAAGUAGGCAUAGUACCACUAUAUUACCAUAAUUAUUACCGUAAUUUGGGACCAAAAAAUAGUUUACCUGGAUUGAAAGUAGCCCCAGUAUCCAGAGGCUGUGUGAUAGUGGAAAUAUUACACCCACAAUAAAAAUGGCAUGAGAUUUCACCCCAGUUUCAGUAAAAUGCAUGCAUCAGGACACUGACAUAAUAGCUAUUAUGACAAGCAAUCUUUCCAUUCCCUUGGCAAUUUCUUAUACGGGAGCAGGUUCCACUGUAACAACUGAAAUUUUGAAAACAUGUCAGUCUAAUAUCUCACAAAUAACCAUCUUGUAAGUUCUUUGCACAGUGGCAGAGUUAUUCCACUUAAAUGCCUGUCUGCUUCACCCAGCACUAUUUCAUGGAAUAUAAUUUACUCUCUUAUUUCUACAGACGAAACUGAUGUAAUUCGUUUAACCUUCCCUGUACGAGAUGGAAUAGUCCUUGCUCCUUUCAGACUGGAGCACAAUUUAGCAGUUAGUAACCAUGUGUUCCAUCUUAGAGAUUCAGUCCACCAAACACUGAUGAUGAGGUAAUUAUUAAAAGUACACAGGUGGAAAAAUAGUUAAUUCUGAAAAAGGUAGCUGCAUGGCCUAAGCAGAUCCUGAGUAGACUAUAAACAAUAGGUGAAACACAUUAAAGAAAAAAUGGCCACUCUGGGGUUUUCAAACUUUCCCUUGAUGUGCAGUGCAUUCAAAGCCACUGUGAGGCAGCAUGGCCAAGCGGUUAGGGUUCUGGACUUGUAAUCCAGGUACCCCAAGUUUAUGGUCUAGCCAGAUUUGUUCUUGGUACACCAGAGCUCAAAUCUUCUGCCAAGCCUGUAAAAUAGCCAACUGGUUCACCCCCUACCAGUUGGGAUUCUUAACCAUGUUAUUAGACUUGCCACAAGUCAACCUCAUGAGUUUCUAAGCGAGCAGAGCAAGCUUUUUAGUCCAUGAAGUGGCCAAGCAAGCGACGAGAGGUUGACCUUCAUCCCGGGCCAUAUUAAAUCAGACAAAGGGUUUUUUUUUUAAGUCUACCGUGUUAUGUUCCUUCGGAAUUAUUUAUUUCAUUAUUCAUGAAAAGCCAAAAGGGAAGAGACAAACAAUCCUUUGUUUAUGUCACCUAAUAUUUAAUGAUGUUUGGAAUUUGGCUUGAACAGUCUUCACCUUUUGUUGCAGGCCUGAUCUUGAACUUCAGUUUAAGUGUUACCAUCAUGAAGAUAAACAGAUGUACACAAAUUGGCCUGCAUCAGUCACUGUCAGUGUCAAUGCUAAUCCUCUUGGCAUUGAAAGGGUGAGUUGAUUAGAUCCUUAGACAGCCAGGUUAAUGAGGGUGAGCUUUCCAUUUGCUUGGCUGAUAAGUUCAGUGUUAAAGAAAAGUCAAUGUCAGUAUUAAUCAAGACUAUCAAGUCAGAUCAUAGUCUCGAUAAAAAUAACCAGAAAGUGCUCUUACAUUUGUAAUUAAAAACUACACAAGUGUAGCUGUUUUUGGGUAAAAAAUAUACAAGAGGUUGGUCCCAUUUCCAUCAGCUUUGCUUUCUUUUUGCUGUCAGAUAGAAACCUCAAGUUUGCCUUCCCAUGACCUGUCUCAUAGACUCCUCACUCAUAUGAGACAAGAGUAGAACUCUGUGAAGUAGAACAGACUGCAAAUAAGUCCUGCUUAAGGGGGUUUGUGACUGCUGCAGAGACCUAAUCAUGUUUUCCAAUGUGCACUCAAGAUGUUUUGAGUUUGUUGUUGUUUGUUUGUUUGCUUUGUUUUGUUUCAACAAAAGAGAAAUAGGAAUGUUAGGAGGGAGGGUAUGUUUACAGGCUAAGGUGUCCUCUUUAGUUGAUGUCGACCAUUUCAGAUGUAAGAGGGUGGUUUGUUUUAGCAGCAUAGUGCAACAUGUGGUACUGAAACUAUUCCUUUAAUCUUCAUUACAGCAAGGAGAUAACAAAACAUCGCACAAACCUCUUCAUCUCAAGAAUGUCUGUAAACCUGGUCGGAACACCAUACAAAUUACAGUUACUGCAUGCUGCUGUGUGAGUAUAACACUCUAGUUAACAUUGCUGUUUGCAUAUCUUUCAAUGGUACCAAAUGAUAAUCACCUUUGUAGAAAAAUGCUGAGCUUCAUUUGAUUACACUGUGUAGGUUACUAAGAUGCAAGGACAAUAGAGUCCUAAAGUGUGAUGUCACAAAAAAUUAAAUGUGUGAAAUUAUCGGAUUUUUCAGGGAACUAUCAAAGAACAACAUCCAAAAGGCUUACUUGCCAAAAAUUAGCAUUCCAGGGCAAAUUGUCUUUGAGAUAUUAGCCCAGUUAUACUCUGAUGACGAUACAAAUCCUUCUAAAUUUGACUCAGUUCAUAACAUUAGGAACCGGAUCAAAUUUAGGAGGAUUUGUAUGGAGUCAUCUGAGCAAAGCGGGACUAGUAUCUCCGAGAUAAUUUGCCCCACAAUGCUAGUUUUUGGCAAGUAGUUCUUUCAGAUGUUGUUCUUUCAAAAUAUCCCAACGCAUUUCAAAAAUUUAAUUUUUGUGACAUCAUCACUUUAAUAGUUACUAUUACACAGCCUCUUUGUUUAACGGCUGCUUUCUAUGCAUUAAUUUUUAUUGGUACCUCUAAUCUGCAUUUCCUAAUAAUUAUUCUGUUUUGUUCUCAGUGCCAGAGGCAUUUUCUCUGAAAGUAACAAUGAGCCUUCUAGACACUGAGGCCCUGUUAACAUAGAGAAAAUUUGUUCCCCCGAGUAGAAGGCCGACCAUUCUACUCGGGACUCGGGACAGAUUUUCUCCCAAUAAGCAGGGCCUGAGGGGGUGUCAAAUGCCCCUACGUGGCAGUAUUUGGUCCACUUUAUCAUUCAAACUAUUUUAGUUUUAUUUAGGGAGUAAAAGAGUGAAAUGUACUGAUAGACACUGUUUUUUUUUAGUCGCACCUCUUUGUUCUUCAACUAGUCCAUAGACCAUCUGUAAGCUCAGUUUUACAAAGCUUACUUCGGAAACGACUUCUUCCAGCGGAACAUUGUAUCAAUAAAAGUAAGUAAAACAUGAUUUAAAUUAUGCACUGGUAAAUUGCAACCAUUGUACUACAUUCUGUACCGUAUCUAAAUCUAUUCAUGAAACAUUUUGCAGGUUUUACUUGUGGUCAUAUGAUUACUGAAAAUCUUAAAGUGUGGAAGAAUCUGAUUUUUAUUGUAAAUCAAGAUAUGACUGUCGCAGUUGAAAUUGCAACUGAAGCAAUUGCAAAUCAAGCAUCCGCCCCCCCCCUUGCUUCCCAGCCCAGAACCAAAAAAAAUUGGGGGUUUCAGGGGGGUGUGAACCUAUGGCCUCCUUGUUAGCGCCGCAUUUCUUUACCAACUAAAGAAGGAAGACUCUUACAAACCAGUUCGUUGAGUAUUAAACCCUGAUUUUACACCAGAGAGAGUGUCAUCGUUUUCUUUGUGAAACGGUACGAUAUUUUGUGAAUUAACCUUUCGUUGUUUGUAUUAAUCAACAGUAAAAAGAAACUUCUCAUUAUGUUCGUCUGCUGGUGGCGCUACUGAUGAUAGCGUGGAGCAAACGGCUAUCAAAGUUUCCUUGAAAUGUCCUAUAACCUUUAGAAGAAUAACUCUGCCAGCCAGAGGCCAUGAUUGUAAACACAUUCAGGUAAACGUAAAGAGCUGUUUUCUGUCUGACAGUGCCCUUUCUUUAACUCUUGGGCAGUGAAAAUAUCCCAAAAAGGUAUUCAAAAACUUUAGCUUUUGUUUUCUAUUCUUUUAGUGUUUUGACUUGGAAUCCUACUUAAGACUCAACUGUGAGAGAGGAAGUUGGAAAUGUCCGGUUUGUAGGUAAGUUUUGAAUAAUUAUGCAAACAUGGGAAGUUGAAGGGUGUUUUGGCAAGAAUUCACAUGGAUUAAAAAUGUUAUUGUAUUCAAAAAGUGUACAUGAAAAAUAGCAAACAACAAGAUAAUUAAUUUUAGCUUUCUUCAGCUGUAUUGGGACACCUUUUACUGAAAUCUUGAGGCCAGCUAUUUGUUGAAGAAAACUAUCCAUUAUAUACUUCUUAAUUAAUUUGUUUAUUUUCUGUCGUUUUGCAGUAAAGUUGCCCUCCUGGAAGGACUGGAAGUUGAUCAGUUCAUGUGGGGAAUCCUCACAGCUUCCAGGUGGUUGCUAUUGUUGCCUUUUUACGAAUAAGCUGUUUAUUUUGUUACAUACCCGCACUAAAGAACUUGAGUUUGGUUUCCGUGAUCUGUAAGGGUCUGCAACCAACAUUAGGCUGAUUGGAACGUCUGUUGACGACUGCGCGCGCAAAUCAAACAACAAUGGCAGAGCGGCAAAUUGGGUACGGGAAGUCGAGUUUAGUCCUUUCCGCGCGUUUACCUGUCGUCAAAUGACGUUCCCGUCCUGUUGCUAAAUCAGCCUAUUCAGGGACACGAACGGCAACCAGUCUGCGUCAGGUCUACCCUAGAUGCCAGAGACUUCUCAUGCGCGGUUUCCGGUUUCGGUCAAUUCCUAAUAGUGACCCUCGCGUAGCCUGUUCCAGGCUCUCAGAUGGUAGGGAUGACGCGUAAGUAAAAGGGACGCAAAAAUGUGAGAGCGUGAUCGUUCUCGUGCUUUCUCAAUUCCGCGGAUCCGACUAUCUUGGUGCAUGGAACGGGCUACCGGGAGAGACCGCCACAGACCGUUUCAGGUUAUAUCAUUAGAAUCCAGGCUGAAAAGAUGGCUGAAGGGGUUGUAUUUUAAUAAAUCGUAACUCAACCCAGUAGUAAAAUAGAUAAAACUGCACUGCCCCAAAAGCACCUAUGUAUAAUCUCCCUAGACACUAGGUUUUUAGGAACUUCAUGAAACGGUUUAAUAAGAACGUCUUAUCUUUGUUGCAAAUGCUGUAUUUACCAAGAACUUCCUUGUUUAAAAUCAUCUUUAAUUUCAAAUUACGAUUUGUCUUCAAUAUACCUCAAGUGUAUUUAUUUCUUACCACACCAACUGAAUUAUGAGGACACUCCACACUUACGUUAGCUGGCUGUAUUUUAUUUCAGUACUGACGUAGAAGAAGUAACAAUCGAUCCGAACAGCCAGUGGAAACCAGUAGCGGUUAAACAAGAACCUAAAGACGAGGAGUGCCAAGGUCCGCAGCCAUCGAAAAAACCCCGCCCGUCACCACCUGACUCGCUGCCACUGUCUGGUGUCAGGACACCAACAUCUCAGAUGUCCAGUAGCAGUGGACACUACUCGCCAUACCAGACACAGCCGCCGUCUAAUCCUCCUAUGAGUGCACCCACUCCUCCUGGACGCACACCUCCUGAGACACACAGUUCAUCUGUUGGAACUGGACAGUUACAGGAGCACAGUGCCAGUAGUGCAUCAACUGCUCAGGCAGCAACACCUCAUAAUGGUGAGUUGUUUCUGAAACCUACCUCCGCCCUCUCCAUGAAAACCUGCAACGGAAACCCCAUUUACACGCGCUAAAAAAAUCGGCACGGCACGCCAAAUUUUUGGCACCGUGCUGACGAUUUUAAGGCACGGCAUUCCCAAUUUUCGACGUGUAAACGUAUCGGUCCCAAAUUAGAACGCGUGUCACCUUUGAACUUAAAGAAUUUCCUUGUCCUUCCUUCCCUCCACCCGCCUGGCAUUUGGAAAUUUAGUCACAGGUGCGAAUACCGGCGGUAGGGAUUAGCUUGCGUAGCUAACGGGAUUAACGGGGUAUUGCUGUAGUUUUCUGGGGGCGUGAAGAUUUUUCUCCCUCAGAGUCGUUUUUAGGGAGCUUUAGCAUCGACGACGGCAACGGUAGCGAAAACGUCAGUUUUAAAAUGAAUUCCCGUUUUUUCAACCUUUGUCGCGUUUAUUCCAAUUUGCUGAAAAUGGCAAAUGUAGGCGAAUUUCCCUGGAGUCGAUUUCUUGAGGACCGCACUCAAGUUUAGAGAGAGAAAAAAAGAGAUUCGUCGUCGCUUGUUUACGUCCUGCAUAAAACUUGCAAUUAGGUAUUUUCACGUCGUAGUCGUGCAAGGACGCUAAAGAAAUGUACAAAAAAGCGUGAUGCACGUGCAAAGUUGUUGUUUUAAGUCAUAAACCUAUGGCUUUUUUGACGUCCUGGUUGCCGUCACCGUCGUCGUUGCUAAAGCUCCCUUUUGUCUAGUCACGUAACCCUCCUCCCCAACAAUUGCGUGAGGAGACAAAAAUGGCUGCGAGGCUCCGCCACCAAGAACGUACCUCGGGCACAUCAAUCCUGCCAGCUACACAGGCUAGGUAGAGACGGACGGAAGAUAUUCUCUUCGUCUGACAUGGCGAUUUUCUUUUUCAAGUUACCCGUGUAUGUGGAUCUACUCUUCAGGGAAUUUCUUCCUAGUUUUAACUUUUGAUACCUUUUGGCCCAUUUUUGCAGCUGAUAAAAUGACUCCAAGUCCAGUGACCAGUCAAGCCACAACGCAAAAUGCUAAUCAAAGCCGAGGUCCUGCCACUCCUCAGACUCCAGGAAGUCAUACAAGUCAGAAGGGGACCACGGACAGGCCACAACACCCAUCAAGCCUUCCUCAGGCUCCUGGAGCUGGGAACACUGAUACCACGGCGCCCGACUUGGAAAGUGAUAACCUUCCAGAUGAGUUUAACUUCGAUGUACUGGAGAGUGACCAUGGAGGAGGAACAGAUGGAGUGGAAGGCGCUUUAGAUGUAAGUUGUUUGUUUGUGUAGUCAUUUACAGGAAGGCCAUGCGCUACGUAGCCUACCAUUUAUCAGUAAUACGAUGAAAUCCAAAUGGUUAACCUAUAUGAUUGUGUUUUUCUUUGAUCAUUUUGGAAGUAAUUUUGCAUCAGAACGAAGGUGAUACAGGUCGUUUUGAUACAAAGUCAAGCAGUGAAAUUGCAUAACAGUUGAAACUCUUAGUAGUUAUCGCGUGGACAAGAAAAACAUAUGACGUGAGUAGUCCUCGUUCUAUAAGCCAACUUCGCGAAACUAUUUAUACCUCGACUCAAUUGACUUGUAUCGAAACGACCGGUAAUCAUGAAAGCGCAUCGGAACCUGGAGCUGUCAUAAACAACUGGAGUUUCUGUUGCUAACCGUUUUGGAGCUUUCUCUUGUUAACGUUUGACUCUACCCGGGAGCGAGUCUCGAGGUAUAUUAAAGAGUUCCCAGUUUUGAGCCCCCAUACAUUCGUUUACGCCACUGCAACUUUGAAGUGCAUUCAGCACCGUGUUGUCGUUGUGCUUAUUCACUUAUCGGCUUACCGUUGAAUUUUCAGGUCUUACCAGGUACCCUCGACCCAGAAGAACUUUUUAGCUACUUGACGCCGUCCGACAUGCCCAGCGAAGACAUUCUCUCCAUGUUUGAGUAAUAUAAUAUGUGGCUAUUAGUCAUUAUUCAAAAUAUUAAAGAACCAUACUGAUUCAGGGUUUUUUUUACUUUGCUUCUUGCAAGUAAAACAUAGUAAUAUACAUCUUAAAGGAAUAUAUUUGUAGUCAGUGUAUCUCCUGUAUUGGGUGUCUUAAUCGCAUAGCGAAGAGUUAUCCGUCGUCGAAUUUAGCUGUAUUCACGUUAACUAUUAGAAGCGUGUACUUUUGAGUAAAAAAUCGCCACUUUAGAAACAACAAGGAAACUGAGCUGAGUUAACCUUCGCUAUGGCGCAUGGUACUCUUACAAGGGACGGGUGAAAAAAACAGCCAAUAGCUGACUAGCGCAUCUCCAGGAACAAUCCCAGAAGCAAUUGCGGGACGCAUUUCUGCUCCAAUCCACUUUCGUUUCCAAAGUGGUGAAUGCAGUUUUAUUAACGAUCCCUCCUCGGUUUACAGUGCCAUUGUUUGACAGUUCCUUAAUCUUGCUGUACCUCUUUUACGUGAUGUUUUUAUACAUUUCGCCUUUUUAAUGAUGUGUUUAAGCAUGAACAGGAGAAAACAGUGAUCUCAGAUAAGGCGUUGUUUUUAUCUUGUGAGCUAACGGGACGUGUAUAUUGAACCGACGCAACAAAAUGUAUCUUAGAACAGAGCUCGUGAAACUGUGAUUUAUGGGUCAAACUCAGGAUUAAUGAUAUUAUUAUGCAAAGGACAAAUUAAUUUGACUCUUGCGUUAUGUGAAUAAUACAAAGAACGUUUUUAACCAUACACAAUGGUGUGUUAUGGACACAAAAGAAUUAUGAUUCCAACAUUUGGAAUUCGUUUAGUAAAUGCUAUAAUAUAUGCAUAAAUAAAUUAAAGAUUGUUACGCCUCUAACUGUAAACAUUUAGUAGUAUUCUGUUCUAAUAGUUCUUUUUUAUCAUUGUUAUUAGAGGGAUGUAUCUGUUUUAUUUCAGGUAGGGAGUCUAAAAGAUGUAUGAGACACAAAAGUAGUGAAGUAGUAUCAAGAUAUCGCCAGAGUAAUAUUAGUUACGUAAGAGGUGGCUAGAGAUUGAUUGGCUGGCCAAAUGUAGUUGCGUAUUGAAUGUUGUUAUAUAGCUGGAAAUUUUUUUCCAACAGCGCGCGCUCUCAUUGGUUACUUCGAGGUCACAUGACAUCUAACAAUGAAACUGUUUCCCGCCAAAAUCUCGCUUCGGGUAAUGUUGCAAAAUCUAUGACGUCAGAGGCUAGCAGUGCACUGUUACCCGCGAAUGUCGACCGACGACCGCCGUUAUAGCGAGGUUUCAUGAAUUUUUGGUUUCAAAAUGUCCAGCUAUGUAACAAAUCACAUAAAGACUGGCCCCGAGGGAAACAUUUCAUUUUGUUUCGAGAUUCUCGGGAAACAAAAUUAACUGUUUCCCUUGGUACCAGUCAUAAGUGUACAUUGUUUUACUUUCCAGUCUUCUAAAUUAAUUUUGUCGUCGACCAGCAUACCCGUCCGCUUUUUAUUUUUUUCGCACUUUUCCAUGUUCUCUUGGUAAAUACAUGCUUGCAGAAUAUACUCGACCAAAGUGUUCGCUAGGAAAAUCCCGAUUUGAUACCAACAUCCUUUUAUAAAGUGGAUGUAGAUUAUCGAAUCCUUAUGCAAAGUCCGUUUUGGAUCUCGUAAUUGUUGAGAAAUCUGAAUUGGAAUUUGAACCUCCAUAUCUUGCGAGUAGGUUCAACGGAUGACGCUUUUAUUGUCGUUUGUUUCCUUGCUUCCCACAAGUUUUUGACUUUUGAUAUUUAUUCUACAGUUGUUCCCACAAAGAUGUCUUUGCUUUCAGUUUUAUUUAACUCCGA
Messenger RNA from Porites evermanni, 21377 nucleotides. The record is from the annotation of a GenBank genome assembly. Lineage: Eukaryota; Metazoa; Cnidaria; Anthozoa; Scleractinia; Poritidae.